Molecule: messenger RNA, 1969 nt
Organism: Misgurnus anguillicaudatus (oriental weatherfish)
Lineage: Eukaryota; Metazoa; Chordata; Actinopteri; Cypriniformes; Cobitidae
Source: RefSeq, a predicted model, not a curated record
AGGCCCCUGAACACAACACAACGACCACAGAGAGUCCGUAUGUCUAGAAUAAAAAUUGGACUGAUUCCAAAUGCUGGGAUAAGACAAAAAGUGCUAAUUGUGCCACAUUCCAUGUCCGAGAGGGAGUUUUUGGAAAGAAUAAGAGAGGAAUUUCCAGAUGUGCGGCAUUGUGAGUUCACACUCUGCCGAAUCAAUAGACAAAGGCGCAUUAUACCUUUGAACCUAUCAACAAUUUGCCCUGCUACUUUAAAGUCCUGCCAAUAACUCAGGACCUCAAGGUCUGCAGUAUAUAUAAAACCAAGGGUUUCCGAGCAAGCUGAAAUUCAAGUUGUGGUCCAAGAUGUCAAUGUAAAUUUCUAAGUUGUCAAAUUUUAGAUACUAAACUCUGUCAUUGAUUUAUAUGUAAUUAUUUUAUGUAGGCCAUAUGAUGUUUUAGAACAUGUUUUUUUUCCAGAUUUUGGAGCAAGCCGAAAUUCAAGCUGUGGUCCAAGAUGUCAAUAUUUCGGAGCAAGCCGAAAUUCAAGUUGUGGUCCAAGAUGUCUGUUACGAAGUAGAAAGGACCCAAAAGCAGUGAUAGCAGUCAAUAUGAUUUAAUAGCUUGCCACAGGAAAGUCAAUAGGCAUAACAAAGGAGAAUAAACAGAGAAGUCUUCAGAUCUCAGAUUAUAACUGGAACGUAAAUAUCCUCCGUGGCUUUUGCAAAAAAACUCAAGGGCAGCGGGAUUCACUGGGUACCUGGAGAGAGCAAGAGGCGGCCAAUGCCAGCCAGCAACACCACACAGGUUUUGGAGCCAGCUGAAAAUCAAGUUGUGGUCCAAGAUAUCAAUAUUUUAGAGCCAGCUGGAAAUGCAGUUGAAGUCCAAGACACAACGAGGAAUGAUAGCCAAAGUGAUUUAAUGGUGUGGAGGGCCUUGAGGCAACAGCAAGACGCGGAAUACAACACCUCUUUAGAAAUUGAUAGAGCAAGAGACCUGGCUGCAUUUGCUGGUGUUGAUGACAUGGCAAGUCAGGUGUUUUCUGUGCAGUUACCAAUGUCACCAACUCAAUUGUAUAGUUAUCUCGGAGGUACCCUAAGAGAUUAUGGAAUAGAUGCCCCUUCCACUCUUUAUGUGUUGUGGUUAUCUUCUGAUCAGAUCAAGGGAAUUCUGAAAGAAACUAACAACUCUGUAUCUGUUUUGCCACCUGCCGUGUCUCCACCACCUGCCGUGUCUCCGCCACCUGCCGUGUCUCCACCACCCGCCAUAUCUCCCCCACCCGCCAUAUCUCCCCCACCCCUCGUCAUGUCUUCCACACAAUCCGCACUAUCCUCCCUACAGCCCAUCAUGUCUUCCACACAACCCGCAAUAUCGCCCCUGCGGCCCAUCAUGCCUUCCCCACAACCUGCAAUACCCCCCCACAGCCCACCUUGCCUCCCCCCACACACGCCACACCCCCCCACCACUCGCAAUGUCCUUGCCACAACCAGCAAUAUCCCGCCCAACGCCCUGACAUAUCCUCCCCACAUCCCCAUUUGGACAUUGCCCACACAGCAAAAGGACUCCGUGGCGGAGUCCAGGCUGGAUGUGGUGUUUGUGGAUGAGAGUGGAGUGGGCAAAGGGGCAGUUGAUGAGGGUGGGCCCACAAGAGAGUUUUGUCGACUCCUCAUGGGCCAGAUCCAGCAGCAUCAUAUUUUUGAAGGGCCUUUGGACUCGCGGGCUUUGGCUUUAGAUAAUGUUGCCUUGCACAAUGGGAUAUACAGACUUGCAGGCCAAAUGGUGGCUGUUUGUCUAAUUCAAGGAGGGGUUUCUCCGCACUUUUUUUCGGACCGGCUUUUUAGGCAGGUUUGUUGCCUUGUUCCUCUCGUGCCAUCCAUAAAAGAGGUGGCAGACAAAGAGCUACAGGCAAAAUUGCACAAGAUAGCAACUGCUGGUACAGUACAGGAGGCCCGAGAGGCAGUAAAACAAGAAUCAGAUGAGCUGUCCAUGAUGUGA